Pseudozyma hubeiensis SY62 is the source of this 2184-nucleotide messenger RNA. RefSeq names its product zinc knuckle containing protein. The record is from RefSeq and is a predicted model, not a curated record. Bases 1 to 2184 code for a protein of 727 amino acids. NCBI's taxonomy places the organism in Eukaryota, Fungi, Basidiomycota, Ustilaginomycetes, Ustilaginales, Ustilaginaceae. Gene Ontology annotation, molecular function: nucleic acid binding; zinc ion binding. The transcript has 2 exons.
AUGAACGGCGCACAGGUGGUCGACGCAGCUCAACAGGCCGCGCUUUCUACGGUAGAGAAAGCAGGAGAGUCAUCCAAGAGCUCAAAUGGGUCUGCAGGAGGCAAAGGAAAGGGCUCAGCCUCGCGAUCAGGCAAAGCUUCUGAGCAAAACCGUGCUUCCAGCUCGAAAUCGACAAAAAAUCGCUAUCGUACCGGAACAUCCGACGACGGUAUCUACAUUGAUCUCACUGGCGAGGGCUCAGAUAGGGAAGCAAAGUCCGAUAGGAUAGACGAUGGGACAAACGGCGACGGCGAUCACGACGCCGAAGAUGAGCAGGAAGAGGAAGGUGCAUAUACGCAAGAGGCAGAAACUGGUGAAAUGAGCUUCGUUAUCGACACGGCUGGUGAUAUGGACGUCGACCGAGAGAUUGCCUUGGAAGAUGAAGCAAAGGCCGAUCGAGCAGAGACACACGUAGAAGCAGGUCUGCUGCUCCCAAGUCACAUUAGUGUCAUCCCACAAACUAGCGGCAACGCUGCUGCCACUCAGCCGAACGGCAGAACUACGACCCCAUCACGAGAUGUUGCAGCCGACGACCUGAUUGAUGCAGAUAAUGAUGACCUCGAAGGCGACAUGGGCGAUUUUGAACAACUCGACAUGGAUCCCUCGACAGCGAAUCGUUACUACGGCGCAGAGGAGAAAGCCGAACGGAGGGCGAAGGAACAGUGUCUUGCAUGUGGCGAACUCGGACACGAUCGACGCCAUUGCCCUCAUCAGCACUGUCUAGCAUGCGGUGCCAUGGACGACCAUCCUACACGCUUCUGCCCCAUGUCGACGAGCUGUUUCCGCUGCGGUGGUAUGGGUCAUCAGACAAGGACCUGCCCGAAACCGCGGCGCGGACCUCGAAGCGAAGAAUGCGAGCGCUGCGGAUCGUACAGCCACGUCAAGGCUUUGUGUCCUACCCUAUGGAGGGUGUACACCUACAGCACGCUGGACGACGUCGAUCGUCAUCGAGCAAAAGUGUUCUUCAAGUUGCAAAGUACCUCAAGCACUCGCGAUCCCAGACGCAAUUUGGACCCAGACCCGGAGGAGCUUUCGGAUUCCGAAGACGAGUUUGCCAAAGCCGGCGAACCGCAGCUGCCUACGCCUUCGGGCUCGGGUUCGCAGUUUGACCCGGCAACACGGUGGUGUUACAACUGCUCCACCUCGAGCAACCAUUGGGGUGACGACUGCCCGGAGCCGCGAUGCAAUCCGACACGAGGCACCAACGAGCCAUCCGCGUUCUCCGAAUUCGUAUCUCGUCUCGGACCGUUUGCCAAACUCCUUCCUGGUGCUCCGCCACUCGCAGGCUUUGAGAUGCCGUCUUCGCAAUUCACGUUUAGCGUCGGCAACAGCGCCACGAUGCACGUGUCUAGCGAUGCUAUUCCGAGUUCGUCUGGUCGAAGCACACCCAACAACAAGCGACUCGCUAUCGGCAAGCAUGUCUUGACAUCGCCGAGUUCGAGUCGAACAGCAUCGCCUCGGCCGGGAGAUAACGUCGUUUCGUUUGGUAGAACCAAGGCUGUUGCUGUGGAAGGAGGGUUCCUCACUCGUAAAGAGGCAAAGAAGAACAAGAAACCGCUGCCGGAGCAUCUGUUCAAACAGUGGUUGAGGGAGAGGCAGGAUCAUCCCGAGUAUGCGGACGAGAUCAGGGCGGUAUUGGAGGAGAAGGCCGACCUGGAAGCUAAAGGUUUGGAUACGAGAGGUGUCAAGAGUAUCAAGGAGAUCGUUGGUGGUGGCAAGCGGGGAGAUGGACCGAACAAGCGAAGAAAGGGGGAUACGUUCAGCGACCCGGUGGUGGUGGAUAGCGAUGAUGAUUUCAGGGAUGAUUUCGACAGCGAUUCCAGCGACGAUGAAGGCGGAUCGGGGCGGAAGAAGAGGCGGGGUGAUGGGAAGGGCUCGAGAGGGCAGAAGAAGAACACUGGGUGGGGUCACAAUGGAGAUAACAGAGGCAGCACCAGUAGCAGUAGCGGUUUCAAGGGUGGAAGGUUCUCAAACAAGCGGCAGGAUGACAGAGUCGACUUGAACAACUCUUGCGCGCAUUCUCGAGCGCGAAAGACCAUCGCGAACAUGCGCAAAUCACACGAAAAGAGGUGUCACAGACUUGAGAUGAACGACGGUGACGAAGAUAAAUUUGAUGCUGGUGCCUAUCGAAAAACUGUGUGUUGA